GAUAUUCAAUGAUUGGGUGAUCGAGACCUUGCACUCAAUCAAUUCUCUUGUAUUCUACUUGUUACUUUCAACGACCUUGUCUAAUUAGAAGAUUGAUUCCAUUCCUACAUUUUCGAAUUCAGUUCUCAAUACCUAUCUCCUCCACCCAUAAGAGGGAAACGAUAAAAUAUCUAUAUCUAUCAGAGGAGAUUGUCGACAUUGGACCAUCCCAUUCGAAGUAUUUCAUGCGCCUACCUAUACCAUCCGCAGAGUGACGAAUAACAUUACAAUUCUUGCCAGAAGGGAGGGGAGAGGGAGGAGCUUACUUGGCUACGACAUAUAGCUAUAGUCGUACUAUUUCCAAAGCUACACAACAAUUAUUAAAAUUCGACUGGCUUCCCAAGAACAUGAUUAGGUGAAUAGCAGAUUUGAAGUUAGUCUGUAUCCUUACCAAACUCCCAGACAAAACGUACAGACGGCACACACCUUCAUCGAGAGCUACCAGCGAAUUGCAGGUUUCGCGUCUUCCUAUUGUCUACCCACUCGCACAUCUACGACGAGCGCAUUCUCUGGAUCGUCCACGUUACUUUAAAUUCAUAGUCACACAAUCAACGAUUCUUGCAGCACUGGUUCGAACAACAAUUGCGCUCAGUAUUCAAGGUCUUUCCACCAUAAUCAAAAUGAGCUCCAUUGUUCAGGAAUGGGGAGUUCCACUUCAAGAACCAAAUGACACAGAUAACCUAAGAUACCUUGAGGAGGUCAAAAAGGAAGUUAUAAAGAAUGGAAUUGUUCGGCCGACGGGAUAUAACGUUUCGUUUCAUAUGAACCCUAUGAUCGAAAAACAUCAUUUCGGACCAAAACAUCCUAUGAAACCGUGGCGUUUGACUCUAUCAAAAGGGCUGAUUAUGGCAUAUGGUAUGCACGUCGCUAUGGAUACUUAUGUUUCACGUGCGGCAACCCAGGACGAAUUGGAGGAUUUCCAUACUCACGAUUAUCUCGAAUAUUUAAAAAGUGCCAAGGUUGGUCCACCAGAUGAACGUAUAGAGACGCCAUACAACCUUGGUAGUUUUGAUUGUCCUGUUUUUGAUGGACUUUUUAAUUAUUGUUCGAUGUACUCGGGUGCAUCGAUUGAUGCUGCUCGGAACCUUUCCAAUGGAACAUCAGAUAUUGCCAUAAAUUGGUCUGGAGGUUUACACCAUGCCAAAAAGACUGAAGCUUCUGGGUUUUGUUAUGUGAACGAUAUUGUACUUGCAAUACUCCAACUUCUAAGGAAGGUUCCAAGAGUUUUAUAUAUCGAUAUAGAUGUCCAUCACGGUGAUGGAGUAGAAGAAGCCUUUUGGUCAACAGGCCGAGUCAUGACUGUUUCCUUCCACAAAUGGGAUCCCGUAAACUUCUUUCCUGGAACCGGCGCUUUAGACGAUACCGGCCCGAAGAAUGAAAACAAUCAAGGUGCUCAUCACGCUGUCAAUGUCCCGUUGAACGAUGGUAUCGACGACGAGCAAUAUAUUAGGGUAUUCAAGCAAGUCAUAGAUAAAUGUGUCGAAAAAUUCCGUCCUAGUGCCAUAGUCCUCCAGUGUGGAGCCGAUUCAUUAGCAGGUGAUCGCAUUGGAACAUUCAAUGUUCUUGUUCAGGGCCACGGCGCUUGUGUUGAGCAUGUCAAAGGGUAUGGAAUACCUCUUAUGCUUGUAGGAGGAGGCGGUUACACACCCCGAAAUGUCGCACGUGCUUGGACAAACGAAACUAGUAUUGCAAUCGGUGCAAAACUAAACGAGGAACUCCCUAUGCAUACACCCUACCGCGAGCAUUUCCGAAAUCAAUCUUUAUACCCAGAUCUGACUGAGUUGUUAAGUGCUAAGGGGUCAGUUCCCAAAGGUCAAACCGGAGCCAGAAAGAAUCACAAUUCAGAGAAGAAGAUCAAUGACAUUGUGUCCAGCAUUCACGAACAGCUGCGCUUUGUAGAACACGCGCCAAGUGUACAAAGUCAAGAUCUUCCACCCGAUCUAGGAGCUUGGAAACAAGAUGUCGAGGAUGAGAUUAAAGAGGCAAAGGAGCAAGAAGAGUCAUAUAGGCUACAGAGGGAAGAGGGUCUUGGUAUUCUCCGAGAAUAUGCUUAGACAAGCGAGGCCAGUACUUGGAAAGCUGUGAUGGAUAGCUCACGUGUAAGGGGUAUUUUGCAAAAGAUUGGUGGCGUUUGGAUGGUGCAGGAGUUACAAAAAAUAUACCUGAAUUACGGAAGCGGAAUUUUUGAUAGUAUUGAAAAUCAUGAAAUUAUACCCAGUCAUGAUCAUGACGAAAGGGAGGAGGGCAUACACUUGGUCGCUGCCAGACUGUGAAUAGAUGACGAAUUAGACAAUGCAAUUUAAGCAACUUGUGUAUUUAUGACUACAAGUCAAAUUAUCUUCUUGCA
Messenger RNA from Botrytis cinerea B05.10, 2386 nucleotides. It is a transcript of the gene Bchos2, whose product is annotated as Bchos2. The transcript has a single exon. Bases 660 to 2093 code for a protein of 477 amino acids. Gene Ontology annotation, molecular function: histone deacetylase activity. The record is from RefSeq and is a predicted model, not a curated record. NCBI's taxonomy places the organism in Eukaryota, Fungi, Ascomycota, Leotiomycetes, Helotiales, Sclerotiniaceae.